Messenger RNA from Boleophthalmus pectinirostris (great blue-spotted mudskipper), 6917 nucleotides. Its product is annotated as 3-hydroxyisobutyrate dehydrogenase, mitochondrial-like. Gene Ontology annotation, molecular function: NAD binding; 3-hydroxyisobutyrate dehydrogenase activity; NADP binding. The transcript has 8 exons. The coding region runs from base 37 to 1026 and encodes 329 amino acids. NCBI's taxonomy places the organism in Eukaryota, Metazoa, Chordata, Actinopteri, Gobiiformes, Gobiidae. The record is from RefSeq and is a predicted model, not a curated record. Gene Ontology annotation, biological process: L-valine catabolic process. Gene Ontology annotation, cellular component: mitochondrion.
UCUGUCACCGCACGCAGGGGUCAAGGGGAAACAAGCAUGGCCGCGCUAUUCCGGGGGUCACGCACACUUUUAUUCAGCUGGAACAAACAUGUGGACUCCGCCUUGGUGUGUACGCGGACCAUGGCCUCUAAAACCCCAGUGGGCUUCAUCGGUGUGGGGAACAUGGGAACGCCGAUGGCCAAGAACCUGCUGAAGAACGGUUACCCCGUCAUCUGCACGGACGUGUUCCCCGAGUCGUGUAAGGAGCUGCAGGACAUAGGCGCUCAGGUGGUGGACACUCCGGCCGACGUGGCGGACAGAGCCGACCGCAUCAUCACCAUGCUGCCUUCAAGUCCCAACGUGAUCGACGCCUACAUGGGAAACAACGGCAUCCUCAAGAAAGUGAAGAAGGGCACUCUGCUGAUCGACUCGUCCACCAUAGACCCGUACGUGUCCAAGGACAUGGCAGUGACCGCCGAGAAGAUGGGAGCAGUUUUCAUGGACGCCCCAGUGUCAGGAGGUGUGGGUGCCGCCAGUAUGGCUAAGCUGACGUUCAUGGUGGGGGGUCCAGAGGAGGAGUACACGGCCGCCCAGGAGCUGCUCACGUGUAUGGGAGCCAACGUGGUCUACUGCGGCCAGGUGGGGUCAGGACAGGCUGCGAAAAUCUGCAACAACAUGCUGCUCGCCAUCGGGAUGAUCGGGACCGCGGAGACCAUGAACCUCGGAAUCAGACUGGGCCUCGACCCGAAGCUCCUGGCCCAGGUUCUGAACAUGUCCUCGGGUCGGUGCUGGUCCAGUGACACUUAUAACCCGGUGCCUGGGGUCAUGGAGGGAGUCCCGUCUGCCAACAACUACCAGGGAGGCUUCGGCACCACGCUCAUGGCCAAGGACCUGGGUUUCGCCCAAAGCACGGCCACCAGCACGCGCUCGCCCAUCCCUCUGGGCGCUCUGGCCCAUCAGAUCUUCAGGGUCAUGUGCUCUCGAGGCUACGCCAACAAGGACUUCUCCUCCGUGUUCCAGUUCCUACGCGAGGAGGAGGGCCAGUGAACAGCCGCCGCCCCCGAAACCCCCAAACCUCCAAACCCUCGCCGUGUUACCGUAGAACCAUCAGAACAUCACAUACAUGCCGUGUUUACACUCGUGAAAAUAUGCAACUCUCUGCUGUACCAGCUUUUGUAAACGACCCCGGGACAGGGCAGGUAGGCCGGGAAUAAUCCGUGUGUCAUUCGUUCAUUCGUUUUUCAAUAUAAAAACAAAAAUAAGAAAAUGAAAAAAAAAAAAACGAUUUUCUUCAUCAUUUGUCUCCAAAACCAAAAUUAGUUUUUUUCUGUUUUUGAUUUUGUGUUUAAACGAAUAAUGGAAAAAAAAACUGAUAAUUUCUGUGACUUAAACCGAGAUGCCGGAGUGAACCAGGACUAAAACAGGACUAAAAUUGGACCAAAACUGGACUAAAACAUGACUGAAAACUAAAACAGGACUGACCCGGGACUAAAAUGGGACUAAAAUGGGACUAAAACGGGACUAAAACAGGACUAAAACGGGACUAAAACUGGACUAAAAUGGAACUAAACCAUUACUGAACCAGGACUGAACCAUGAGUGUCGGGACGGGUCAGGAGUUGUGCCCUUGUAGACUGUCAGAUGAUCAGGACCAGACCGGGAAUGGGACCAGGACUGAGACCAGUUUAGUCCUGGUUUAGUCCUGUUUUAGUCCUGGUCCAGUUCUGGUUUAGACCUGGUUUAGACCUGGUUUAGUCUGUAUGCUCCGCAAAAGUCCGGCAUCGUAGUUUAAGUCACGGAAACGGGAAAAAUCUUUUGUUUUUUCGUUUCAUUUUUUUAUUCGUUUAAACACAAAAUUGAAAACAGAAAAAAACAAAUUUUGGUUUUGGAGACAAAUAAUGAAGAAAAUAGCGUUUUUGUUUUUUUUUUCAUUUUAUUAUUUUCGGUUUUAUUUUGAAAAACGAAUGAACGAACGAUACACGACUCCGGGAUUGUCCACACGGUCUAUGAUACGGUUUUCAUUAUUCUUUAGAUUUUGUUCAACAGGAAUUUCAAAGUGUAUUUUGCUGAAAGGGAGUAGAUUAAAAGGUGUUUUGUAUUUUUUCUCACUUAGAUACCAUCACAUUUGUUUAUACUUCUAUCAGGCUUUAUGAACAUGUUUCAUACGUUUAUAAAGACUGUUUCCAUUUUUACCUUUAAAAAUUAACAUUUCCCCUUGGAUAUCAGACGAGCAGCUCCACGUUCUGAGGUUUGUGGAGUUGCAGCAGAAAUGUUCCUUGAGAGAAACGAUGACCCUGUUUUAAUGGUUCCAUAUCAAACUUGUUCCACUUUAGAACAACUCGAGCACUUAGCGUGAACAUUUGAACACUGCAGAUCUCUACAUGAGUUAUAAUGACUUCAGCUCAGAAUAUGUUAUUACUUAUUGAUUUAUUGUUCGUUAUCUGACUUAAUCACUAAAUAUAUCAGACUGAUUGAACUGGUUUUCCAUCCAAACAAAAUACAGAGUGUUCCAAAAGAUUUGACGUCAUUUUAAAAGCAAUUAUCUUGAAAACUACAAUGUCUAGUGUUCAGUGAAAUUGAACAGUUUAGGUUUAGGCUGGGUGUCAUUAAGAAGUUGCCAAUACAAUACAUACCUCAAUACAUGGGCCAUGAAACGAUACGAUACAUUUCAACAUGAUUCGAUACGGUUCAACAAAAAAUAAAGUCUAAAUUUAGUCUGUGAUACUAAAAGUCUUUGUUAAACCACUUCUUCUUGUGCAAAGUUCAUAUGAAACACAAACAUUUUAAUCAUCAAAACAGUCAAAAUGUCAAAUGUGUCGCAUAAACGAGUUUCCUUCCACUAAAGAAAACGACAAAACUGUAGCUGUAACAAAAAAAAAUUAAGUAAAUUAAACCAAAAAAUACUCCUCGUCUCUCCAGGGUGAGAGUGUGUGAACAGAUUCCAAGAUGCAAAGUGACUUCUCUUUGGGAGUCAACGGCUCAACCUGAAAACAGAACAAAAAAUAAAACAUUAAAUAUAAAAUCUCGAUCUGUUUCUAAACAUUCUUUGAAAAUUUGAGGUGAUUUCAACAAGUACUGGCGAAAUUAUUGCCCUGCGAAAUGAUAUCAGUGUUUUUGGGGCAUCCUGUGUAUUAAUAAUGGGGUGAGGCAUGUUUCAAACCCCCAAAUGGCACCAGAACAACAUUCAGCUUGAAAUGAAAAGCCUUGUUCUGACAAUCACAAUUAUGCAACAAAACUCAAUUUUAAGUAAAAAAACAAACAAAACUAAAUUAAAUCUUAAAUAGGGAGUAUUACGCAAAAUCGACAGUUGCAGUUUUCUACCAUAUUAUAUUUAACGUUCCUUCUUGAAAACAUGCCUGAAGUGGUUUUAGAUGCCUCCAUGCGUGUUUGAGUAAUUUAGCGAUCUCUCUGGGCCCUAUUCGAUCCCUCCUUGUACAAAACUGCGUCCACAGGCUUACAUCGUCCAUGCUCCCACACGAAAAUUCUCCGUAAAUAUACAAAAACACGAGACGAACCUUACGCUACAACUUCACAAACCUGAUGCGAUGUAGAGUAGUUUCAUGUUUUUUAUUGUGAUAGUGCUCUGAAGGGGGAGUGACUUAACACGGAGAGCAAAGGCAGGAGGAGAUCAGAGCAUCACAAAUGAAACUUAAACUAAUUAAACAUGUUAAUACGUCGUUUUCGGCAAAUACAACAUUUUCAAAACAAAAAAAAAGGAACAUUCUGAAAAAGCCCAUAAAAGUGUAAUACUCCCUAUUUUAACUUUAAGUAACGUAUUUUUUUCUGAGUUGAAGUCAUAUUAACGAUUGUAGAUUGCUGGAAAAAGCACUUUAGUGUGAAAUUCUAAACCAAAUUAUGAUUAUUUUGAAUACAUGUUGAAUUUGUACGAAAUCUCAAAUGCCAUUCAAUGUUAAUCGUUAUAUUUUGACUCUCUAGUUUUUUUUUUUUUGUUUCGUUUUGUUUGUUUGUUUCCGUCUUGAGAGCGAGCCUAAUAUUCCUUCAGCUCAUGGCCGUCUUAACCGCACGCAUGUUCGCUUCGUCUGCGCGUUCGCCAAAUCUCGCGUUCAUUUUUCUCGUCGUAAUAAAGUCGUCGGUGUAAUUAAACGAGGCCAACGAGGGUCCGAGGAGAUGUACGUUUAUGUAGAAAUGAAGCUCGAUUUCAGAACAUAUAUAUUCUAUCAUGUGCACGACGGAUGUGGAGAUAUGAGGUGUUGCUUUAAGUGAAUGAGUCUGCAUUGUCCUUCCGUGUAAAAAGAAAAAAAAAGGACAAAAAUAAGAACGGCAACGCGACGACAGACAACGUAAGGGAGAAAAGAGCUGGAUGUUUUUCAGAAGCUUCGGAUCAAAACUGACCACGAUGUGAGAUUAUGUUACGAUUUUUCAUUUCCUGUACCUAAAGUCGGUUUGUACGCAGGGUUCCUACGCGUGAAUUUUUAUACAUUUCAGAUACAAAAAGCACUGAAUGAGAAGGUGUGUCCAAACUUUUGACCGGAAGCGUCUGUCUGUCUGUGUGUUUAAAGGAGCACUGCGUAACUUUGUGAUGGACUUAUCGCCACACACUUGUCUCCAUGGAGAUGUUGAUACUUUGCUUGAAAUGUUCCACGUAGCAUCCAUUAAGGGCUCGUUUCAUUAUGGGUGUUGUACUGGCUCUAUUCACACUUACAUCAGGGGUCAGCCGUAUGUUCCCUCAUUUCUAAGAUUUUUCUUAUUUCUAAGAUUUUUCUCAAAAUGAAACUCUAAGUCAAGUCAUUUUUAUUUUCAUACCUACACAAAUGGCUGCUUGUAUGGGUAAUAGGUUGGGUGACUGACGACCAAAUUGGGACAAACAGUGAUCAAAUCAGAUGCAAAGUGAUGAUAUAUGACAUAUAUUUAUUAACAUAGGGUCUAAUUUUGGAGAAAAAAAAAAAGUAGAAGAAAUUAGGGAAGAUGGGGCUGAGGGAACAUAGGCACGCUCCCACCAGGAAGACGUUUGGAAACAUGUGAUGACGACUUCGUUGGGUUCUGUUCGCAGUAGUAAGUCUGACGAAAUCUAGGAAAAAUGAGAAAAUGUCCCGGUUUUCUUCAUCUCCAUGUCAUUGUAGUGUUCCGUUAUGUUCGGUUAAUCAACAUUUCCAACCAUAUCUCAGUUUUCAUAAUUUCCUCACUGACACACAACUCCAAGCGCACUGGGUACCGUAUUUUUCGGACUAUAAGGCGCACUUAAAAUCCUUUAAUUUUCUCAAAAAUCGACAGUGCGCCUUAUAAUCUGGUGCGCCUUAUGUAUUAUUUCGCGUUGUGCUUACGGACCUUGAACUGAUUUUCAUGUGGUACACGGUGCUCAAAAAAUCUGUCAAAAUGUUUUAAUACGACUUUGGUAAAAUAUGAAGCCGCACCAAUUGAUGGAUUGUCAAAGCAUUACAACUGCCACAGUCAGGAGUCUCGCGGAGUACAGUCUUUGAAAAGUUUCACAUGAACCAUCUCCAACGCGAUAGAAACACAGAACAGACUCACCAUCAGCAGAACACCCCUCUGUCACUGAAAGAACACUCAUAUUCCACUGAGUCGUGUCCUUUAGUCCGACAGAAGCUGAACCGCAUCAGCGCACAAGGAGCGAGCUGUUUUUUUCAGCGCUUAUAUUUUAUGCAAAUGAGUCAUGUGGUUUUAAGUUUAGUUUCUGUAAAACGUAAACAAAUGUGCGCAAAGCUGCAUUAAACACAUUAUUACUCGAUGUAUAUUUGAAUCAUCCUUGUAGGAAAUUUUAAAAAAAACUACUUAAAUGAUCCACCCACAUUCACAUUCAUAAUACACAUUCACCAAGACAGGGAGGUAACGCUGGGCGAAUUACACCACGAUCUGGGCUAUGGAUCAGUCUCAAGUGUCGUCUGUUUGUUUCGCUUAAUGCACAUUAUAAUAUUAUGUAUGAAAACUGAUGAGAGAAUUCAAUAUUAUAGAUAUUAUGACCAGAUUUACGUCAGUGGGUUCGAUCACAGUCGGUCGGUGAGUCCAGUGUCGGGAACCACAUCGGAAGCAUGUUUCCAAACGUCUUCUUGGUUUGUGACGUAAGCGUGAACAGAGCCUAAUGUUCAAAAAUGCCAAUAACAAAAAGCAUGUAUUCUUACUGGGAGUGGGCUCGCCUUUCCCUGGAUCUUACCUGUAACUUGGCCAAGUGGCGUCACAAAGUUUAAUGACAUACUGUGGAACAUCUGACAGAGACAUUACAUCUCCAAGGACGUGGAAUAAGUUACUCAGUGCACAAAUUCACACACAUUUCUUAUCAAUCAAUGAAAAAAAAAAACAGUGAAAUGUUUGAUAACUGGAAGAAAAUACAACAAAAAAAAAGAGUUUGUGCACAAUUUGUCAUUUUUGGGCACACAUAGGACAGAAACAGAAAGUUAUGGCUGACUUUUCAGGAUUUCAAUGCAAGUUUUGUUUGCACUUUUCACCAGCAAUGCAAAAAGUUUAAAGGUAUAUACACACUUAAACUUUGAUAUCGUAAAGGAACCCUGUUUAUUUUAUUUUAUUUGAUACACUCAACUGUACCUCACUUAACCACUACAUUAGAACCCUAUGCAGGUUUCCUCCGGUCUUUAUAAUUGUACUCCUAAUGCUGGACUCUCUUUUAAAAGUUACAACUGACCUGAUAUUACCUCACCUGUGCUCUUGAGCCUCAGUAUUACUACGAUUAUUUCUAUUAUUACUCUGUGACCAACACUGUUCACCUUUUCUACUGUUGCAAUGCAAACUCUCGGACAGUAUUUUCCUACGUUUUUACCAGACCUCGGUCCGCCUCUUCUCUUUCUGCCGCUGCAGCGUCUCUAAAACUUGACAAAUGUAAAUAAUGUAAAUUUCAUGAUGUCGUUGGAGGAGUUAUGUCACUUUUUUAUGUGCAGUCUACAGUUGUGUCUUGUGCUGUGUGAGAUCAGCAGCUGUAGCCUUAAUAAACAUGUCUCCAAAUCAGAA